AUGAUCUUACGCAACCCACAGCUUCGAUCGUCUGCUCUUGCAAAUGCUAUCGUGUCUUAUCCCGAGAAACCUUCGAGUAUUCAAUGCGCUUUGUGCGGUAGGCGGGGAUUUGCGAGUCUCCGGGAUUACUCUACUCAUCUGGGCAGAGAGCUUGAAGAAGUUAGCCUCUAUCCUUUGCCGGAUCUUGAUGACUCUGAUGACGAGAAUGAAGACGACUCCGAGAACGAGUCCAGUGGCCGAGAGAUCACCCCUGAUAUAGCACGUACUACACCAAGUACACAUUCGUCAUCUUCGUUCUCCAAGGAUAACAAGGAGAAUGGGAAAAAGAAUGUUGAAGACCAGGCCUGUCCCCUGGGUUUAAACUUACAGUUAGAAGAGGAAUAUACGAUCAAAUGCAUAUGCGGCUUCACAAGUGACGAUGGCCACACGGUUUAUUGUGAAGAAUGCGACACGUGGCAGCAUAUCCAAUGCUACUAUCUACCAACAAGCGUGCCUGAGGUCCACUAUUGUUCAGACUGCGUUCCUAACAACAAGGUCGAUGCAAAGAAGGCCCACGAGCGUCAACUCCGACUGCGCGAAGCUCCUGUUGCGCAGGAUAUGGGUUCCGCACCACCGCGUGCCGCACCAAAAGAUUCCUCCCGGGGAAUCACCACCAGUUAUUGGUCCACACUCGAGCAGCAACAUUUCCCGGCGUUUGUUGGCUACUACGGCAGAGACUUCUCUGCAAUCGCAACCCACCUGCAGACGAAGACAAUGACGAUGGUAAAAAAUCAGUACUUUCGUGAAAUAGGCGCUGGGAACACGAGCCUAGAAAAAGUUGCGGAAGAGGCGGAGCGACGUAGAGAUGCCGGAGAGCCUCUUUGGAUGCAUCCGGACCGAUUGCCUCCACUACUACCAGGGUCUACAGCCGCCGUUGAUGCCAUUUUAGAGAAAUUAUCCCACAUACAGGAAGAUCUAAAACUACCAAUAGACGCGAAUAAAGGGAAGGGAAAGAAAGCCAAGUCAAUCACCAGCCGCUGA
Endocarpon pusillum Z07020 is the source of this 1020-nucleotide messenger RNA. RefSeq lists its product as uncharacterized. The record is from RefSeq and is a predicted model, not a curated record. The coding region runs from base 1 to 1020 and encodes 339 amino acids. The transcript has 2 exons. NCBI's taxonomy places the organism in Eukaryota, Fungi, Ascomycota, Eurotiomycetes, Verrucariales, Verrucariaceae.